UUGGACUUGUCUGAUGAGUAAUUGGAUCACUGCAUUUGCCUACAAAGAAAUCCUUGAUUUUUGGCUUCACAAUGGAAGAACGAGGACAAAGGCGCCGAGUGAAGUGCUGGUGGCUUGCCGGGAUUUUGUUGCUGUGUUUUGUGGAGCGGAUUUUGGCUCAGCUAAGAUACUCUGUUCCAGAAGAAAUACAAGUGGGAUCACCUGUUGGAAACGUUGCAAAGGAUUUAGGGCUUGACAUUGGUACUUUAAAAGACAGGCGGUUUCGCAUUGUUUCGGGACCCAAUCACUCUCUGUUUCAGUUAAAUCAAAACAAUGGAGUGUUGUAUGUUGGACAAAUAAUGGACCGGGAGGAGCUCUGUGGUGGAAACAAGGUCUGUUUGAUAAAUCUGAAAAUUGUUGUUGAAAGUCCGCUGGAAAUACAUUACGUUGGUGUUGAAAUAACGGAUGUUAAUGACCAUUCACCCACUUUCCCAGAACGCGAGCAGCGCCUGGAAAUAGCGGAGCACACUCCCCCGGGUACUCGUUUCCAAAUUCAUGCGGCGAGAGACCCCGAUGUCGGUACCCAGUCAGUCCGAUUAUAUAAAUUGAGUCCAAAUGAUUUUUUUGAUAUCGAAAUCAGAGAGAGUGAGGAAGACAAGAUACCGUCUUUAGUGCUGAAAAAGGCGUUGGAUAGGGAGCAAAAGGCAGAACAUCAUUUCGUGUUAACAGCUCUUGAUGGGGGCAGUCCGCCGAAAUCUGGGAGCCUGAAUUUAACCAUAACUGUGCUGGAUACAAAUGAUAAUCGACCUGUGUUCAGUAAAGAUAUAUAUACUGUGUCAUUAGAUGAAAAUGCCCCGAUUGGAACACUUGUCAUACAAAUAAACGCUACAGAUUUAGAUGAAGGUUUAAACAGUGAUAUUGUAUACAUAUUUGGAAAAACGCAAAAGAAAAAAGUGCAUGACACAUUUGAAUUAGACAGCGUCACUGGAGAGAUUCGAGUGAAAGGAAACGUGGACUUUGAGGACACGGAGGUUUACAGACUAGAAUUGCAGGCUUCAGAUAAAGGUCAGCCACCUUGGACUGCUGAAAGUAGAGUUGUGAUAAAAAUAAAAGACGUGAACGACAAUAAGCCAGAUAUUGAAGUAACGUCACUGUCUAACGUAGUCCCAGAAGAUUCAAAGCCUGGCACGGUUAUCUCUCUCAUCAGUGUUACUGACAGAGAUUCGGGCAUGAAUGGGAAAGUUAUUUGUAAAAUCUCAGGUAAUGUUCCGUUUGAUUUGACGCCUUCGAUUGAGGAAAACAUGUACUCUCUUGUCACAAAGGGGCGUUUAGACCGAGAGACUCUGUCCCAUUAUGACAUCACAAUAACAGCUACCGACUGUGGUGAACCUCCACUUUCCACUGUAAAAACCUUGAGUGUUCAGGUGUCUGACGUGAAUGACAACAGACCAAAUUUCAGCCAGAAUCCAUUUGAACUGUAUUUAGUGGAAAACAAUGCCCCGGGCGCAUCGAUAUUCUCUGUAAGUGCUACUGAUGAUGAUCUAAAUGAAAAUGCAGCAAUAAUAUACCACAUAGUGAGAGGUGAUGGCCUGCAGCGUGAUAUGACGUCUUUCCUGAAUGUAAAUUCAGAUAACGGUCACAUUUCCGCUCUGAAAAGUUUUGACUUUGAAACUCUGAAAACGUUCCAGUUCCAAGUUGUUGCCACAGAUUCUGGAACUCCGUCACUAAGCAGCAACGUCACAGUGAACGUGUUCAUUCUGGAUCAGAACGACAACGCUCCAGUCAUCCUGUAUCCAGUCAGCUCGAACGGUUCUGCUGAAGGUGUGGAGGAGAUUCCCCGCAAUGUGAACGCAGGACACUUGGUGACUAAAGUCAGAGCCUAUGACGCUGAUAUAGGAUAUAACGGCUGGUUACUGUUUUCACUGCAGGAAGUUACUGACCACAGUCUCUUUGCUUUGGACCGCUAUACAGGACAGAUCAGAACACUACGCUCAUUCACAGAGACAGACGACGCUGAACAUAAACUGGUCAUACUGGUGAAAGACAAUGGGAACGUUUCACUGUCAGCAACAGCUACUGUGAUUGUCAAAGUUGUGGAACCCAAAGAGGCUUUUGCAGCUUCUGAUGUUAAAAGUGCAACAAAGGAUGAUGACGGGAAUGAUUUCCAAGUUGUUGCCACAGAUUCUGGAACUCCGUCACUAAGCAGCAACGUCACAGUGAACGUGUUCAUUCUGGAUCAGAACGACAACGCUCCAGUCAUCCUGUAUCCAGUCAGCUCGAACGGUUCUGCUGAAGGUGUGGAGGAGAUUCCCCGCAAUGUGAACGCAGGACACUUGGUGACUAAAGUCAGAGCCUAUGACGCUGAUAUAGGAUAUAACGGCUGGUUACUGUUUUCACUGCAGGAAGUUACUGACCACAGUCUCUUUGCUUUGGACCGCUAUACAGGACAGAUCAGAACACUUCGCUCAUUCACAGAGACAGACGAGGCUGAACAUAAACUGGUCAUACUGGUGAAAGACAAUGGGAACGUUUCACUCUCAGCAACAGCUACUGUGACCGUCAAAGUUGUGGAACCCAAAGAGGCUUUUGCUGCUUCUGAUGUCAAAAUAUCAUCGUGCUGA
This is a messenger RNA of Larimichthys crocea (large yellow croaker), 2600 nucleotides long. Its product is annotated as protocadherin beta-15-like. Gene Ontology annotation, molecular function: calcium ion binding. NCBI's taxonomy places the organism in Eukaryota, Metazoa, Chordata, Actinopteri, Sciaenidae. Gene Ontology annotation, biological process: homophilic cell-cell adhesion. The transcript is spliced from 3 exons. Gene Ontology annotation, cellular component: plasma membrane. Bases 72 to 2600 code for a protein of 842 amino acids. The record is from RefSeq and is a predicted model, not a curated record.